AUGGACACUGCAAGUCGUGUCGAACUGCCUGAUGGUCACCUCGUGAAUCUUUCACCACGACCCCAACGCAAAAGCCCAUACCGAGCCUAUCGAGGCGAAUACCAUCCAACGACAACGGAGCCGUCAACAACGCCGCCGCCUCACGUCACUCAUUCUGUAAGAACUCCAGAAUACGCUGAAUCGAGAGACCCAUCUGGAAAAAUGUUCCAGCGGGCGAAGCAAACCAAGCUUCCCGUCCCUAGGACCUGGGCAGAGAAAAACAAGGAUGGGCGGCGUGAGACGCCGAGCCCAACUGGGAUCCCCAAGCCGGCACCCCUAGGCGGCUCGUCGGCGUCCUCAGGAGACCAGUCCAAAAACCGGGACCAGUACUGGCGAAAGCUGCGAGACAAGUUCGAAAAGGAAUCACCCUUGUCCAACAAGUUCAGAAACAAGGACAAAGACAACGAGCACGAGAAGACCGAUCUACCGAGCUAUGGAUCAGCAUGGCACCAGACCAGAUAUACCGCGCGUACGACUCGCGAGGAUCAGAUGCACACCCGGGGGCCAGUCAUCGGACCGGAAUCUCGAGCCCCAGUGCCAACAACAGCAGUCCUGCAUACAGCUCACGCACUGAUGGCUUUUGUCCUGGAGAAAUCGGAGAAGACGGACACGACUACAGACUCGAGUCCAUAUUCGCACCCGUCCGUCUCCCCGGUGUCUGCCGAUGAUAGUUCCAUGACCGAAUGGGAGGACAGAUUCGUCGUCAAUAUGCCAACAGCCAAAGAUCCCAACCCGCCCACAAUGACUGCACAGCAAAUAGCCGAGUACCAGCAAAGUAUUGAGCGAGUGCACCAACGAGGUGGUGACAUGUUGGACCCCGAGGCAAAUCCCAGCCCACGAAACGUGACCCCUGAAGGAAAAACGAGUCCUUCGCCGCAGGAAUAUCAAAAGCCAGAGCAUUUCCAAGCCUACGAUGGGCAUCCCAUACCGUCCCAGCCGCAGGCACCUCCACAGCCCGCAGCGACUCAACCGCAGGGCGCACGCCACUACUAUAGCCCGGACGAGAUUGGGCAAAGCCGGAUUAGCACCAUCUGGGAGGAGUCUCCUGCCAAUAAAGGCAGAGAAAAGCGAUAUACGAACAUGGAUGGUUCUUUUUUAGGGUGCAAGGAAAUCAACGGCUCCAGCGAGAAGAAACCCGACGAGAAAAACCCAGACGAGAUUCUUCUGUUCUCGUCAACCGAAGAUGUCUCCAAUUUGCAACCUCGUCCACUAGCUCCAGCCUCCAAAGCCAAGCAGAAGGAGAAGAAGGCCAGCGCAUAUCAGACGGCGACGACCACAGAACAGCAGACCGCUCUGCAAGAAGACAGGCUACAAACUUCUCAGAAUUUGAAGCAUGUCCAAUGCUCGAAGCAGUCAACGAUGAUGUGCCAGGAUCUCAAAUGCCCGCAACCCGCAACGAGGAACGAACUCCAGGACCAGUGCAAGGAGAAUUCCCGCCCUACAGCCAGCUCACCAAACCCACCCGAAAAACUGGAAGACGGCCGCGGAGAAGACGAUGUGUUCAUUAUCACACCCACUAUCACGCGCACUAUGAUUCCCACGCCAGAAUCCAAGGCUUCCGCGCCAAAGCCGCAAGGCUUGCGGCGUCCUGGUGGCACUUCCCCCUCCGGUACCGCCGAAGCCAUCAAGGCCGUUCGCACGAAGGCUCAGAUGGUCUCUACACCGUCCGGGUUACGACCCGCGACAGGAGCCGCGAACGAGAAAUCGACCACGCCCUCGCUGCCAUCCUCCAAAACGUCGCAGCUCAGCAGCAUCCCCACGGCGAAAGACAAACCCGAGCCAGAGCGAUCCAGCGCCCAAGUGCCGAAUUCUAUCCGUGGGUUCAUCCGUACUUCCGGGCUGGCAAGAUCCAGCGGGAUCGUGAGAUCCCCCACCGAUAGCCUCGCCACGAUCCUCCGUAAUGGGACGGAGUCCUUGCGGAACCGGGCUGAGUCCCUGCGCACUGGCAAUGGGUCUCUCAACCGCCAGGACCGAAAGGUGUCGCCAAUUUCCCCAGCAACAGUGCCCUCUCGGGACAAUUCUGAAUCAUCCCGGUCCGACAAAUCAUUUCAGUCUGCAAAUGAGACUGCAUCGGUCUCAUCCAAGCCGUCGUCCAAGCCACCAUCAUCCAAAUCGCCACCCUCCAAACCGGCCCAAUCCAAGCCAGCUUCCUCAGAAAAAUCGUUAUCACGAAAAAAGGAGCUCAAGUUGCAACCACCGGUCCGUGCCACUAAAGUGGUUGAAAUCGCCGAGUUAGAUGGCCAACAGGUAGCGAGUCCUAAGGAAGAACAGCCCCUCCAGUCGAACAUCACGGACGUCGGCGCAGACCCGCACGAGUUGCACUCGCAGGAAGCCGAGGAAUCGGAGAAAGACAGCGUGAAUCCCCUGGCCCUUUCGGCCAUGCUCGAGAUGCUCGUCGUCGCCGUGUCGCACAUGCACCAACGCGGCCGCCAGUGGACGCAUAGUCCUUACACAAAGUUUGUGCUGAGCAACGUAUUGAACAUGACGCGCCAUUGCUACCGUACCUUUCGCGUGAUUUACUCUGCCAUCUCGCGGUACCAGGCCACGGGAUCCUGGCCCAAGGCUCGCAACGACCAAGCCAUCAGCCGCUUUCUAGUUGAAUUCCUGCAGGCAGUUGUGUAUCUCGUCAUUUUGGGAUUUGGAGCCCUUGUCGUCAGCCGCGCUACAAGCUAUGUGGUUCUUGUUGGCAGUUGGCUCUUCUGGUUCGCUAGGCCCUUUGCUUGGGCUUUUCAGUGCGUCGGCCGGGCUCUGUUCACUUGA
Molecule: messenger RNA, 2799 nt
Organism: Penicillium alfredii
Lineage: Eukaryota; Fungi; Ascomycota; Eurotiomycetes; Eurotiales; Aspergillaceae
Product: putative NTP binding protein
Exons: 2
Coding region: 1-2799 (932 amino acids)
Source: RefSeq, a predicted model, not a curated record